Molecule: messenger RNA, 799 nt
Organism: Euleptes europaea (tarantolino)
Lineage: Eukaryota; Metazoa; Chordata; Lepidosauria; Squamata; Sphaerodactylidae
Gene: BPGM
Product: bisphosphoglycerate mutase
Exons: 2
Coding region: 15-794 (259 amino acids)
Biological process (GO): glycolytic process
Molecular function (GO): intramolecular phosphotransferase activity
Source: RefSeq, a predicted model, not a curated record
AGGUCCCGCUUGACAUGGCCAAGUACAAGCUAGUCCUGCUGAGGCACGGGGAAGGGGCCUGGAACAAGGAGAACCGCUUCUGCAGCUGGGUGGACCAGAAGCUGAGCGUCGAUGGGGUGAAGGAGGCCCAGGCCUGCGGCAAGCACCUCAGGAACCUGGGCGUCAAGUUUGACCUCGUGUUCACGUCCAUCCUCAGCCGCUCCAUUCAGACUGCUUGGCUGGUGCUCGAGGAGAUGGGGCAGGAGUGGGUCCCCACCGAGGCUUCCUGGAGGCUGAACGAGAGGCACUACGGGGCGCUGAUCGGCCUCAACCGGGCGGAAAUGGCUCUGAACCAUGGGGAAGAGCAGGUGAAGAGGUGGCGGCGGAGCUACGACGUCACCCCGCCGCCCAUCACGGAGUCCCAUCCGUAUUAUCACGAGAUCUACAACGACCGCCGGUAUAAGCAUUGUGACGUACCCUUGGAAAAACUCCCCAAGGCUGAAAGUUUAAAGGAAGUCCUUGACAGACUCCUUCCCUACUGGAAUGAGAGGAUAGCGCCGGAGGUAAAGAAAGGAAAAACGGUUCUCAUCUCUGCUCACGGGAACAGCACGCGGGCUCUGCUGAAACAUUUGGAAGGCAUCUCUGAUGAAGCCAUUGUCAACGUCACCCUUCCCACCGGCGUUCCGGUUCUCCUUGAGCUUGACGAGGAUCUGCGCCCUCUCGGCCCACACCAGUUUCUGGGUGACCAAGAAGCCAUCCAAGCUGCCAUCAAGAAAGUGGAGGAUCAAGGGAAAGCCAAGCCGGUGGAGAAAUAAAGACA